AGACUCAACCCGACAAGUAAAUCUCUUCCGUCCCUGUUUCGUGUAAUGAUCACGAGAAAGAAAGUAACAAAAAAUAAUAGGAUCGGAAUUGACUUUGGCGUUUCCUUACUCUCUAAGAAAAAAAAAAAAAUCUUUCUUUCUUCUCUUCUAUCGGUUUCUGAUAAGCACAAAGAGAGAGACUCGUGAUCAAUGGAGAAGCCUCUGCUUUCAGGUAAUAAAACUAAGGAAUCUGAGAGAUGGGAUUCAUACCAAUACCUUCAGAGAAACAUCUCCUCUGCUCGUAACAACGUCUCUUUCGCCGGAGCUGGCGUCACCGUCGAGGAAGUCCGUUCCGCUUCCGCUGUUUCCGAUCCUCCGCCUCUCUACCCUCCCGUUCUAACCACCCCCGUCUCGUUGCCCACUCCGGAAGCUAUUGGCUACCCGAGUGCGUCUGGAGCAGGUCAUGAACUGCAAAGGCAGGUGCUUGAUGAGAUUGAGAUAAGAGAGCUGCUUAUUGAUCACAUCGGCCACCGUUGCUGUUGGGGAAGCCGUCCAGCUCGCACGUGGAAGAUCCGUGCGGUUGAAGACUGCAAUGUCUAUGUGGGAACUCUCGACACUUUUAUCGAAGAGAGGGAAGCUUUAACACAGACAGUGCCUUUCAACGGUGGGAACUUCAAACAUGGAUCUGCUCCUGAGUUAUGGCAAAUAGACCUGAGGUCGCAGUUUCCAACUCUCUUUGUUCCUUACAAAGAGACUCGAGUCCCGGUUCCUCAUUCUGAGACUGUUGACAAGUGCACUGGUUGCGGAGGAAGAGGAGAAGUAGUGUGUCCAACGUGUAAUGCUGAUGGAGAGCCUGGGUUUUACAAGGAGAAUCAGGUGAUGAAGUGUUCUAAGUGUUAUGGAAGAGGUUUGAUUGCUCAUAAAGAUGGAUCUGACUCAAUAUGUGGAGAAUGUAAUGGUGGGGGAAAGCUUCCUUGUCCGAAUUGCCAAUCUCGUGGGUUAGUCAAAUGCGAGACUUGUGACGGUUCUGGCUCUCUUCUGACAAGCAGCAUUGCAGUUGUAAAAUGGAAGACACUGUCAAAGCGAAAGGUGAGUGCAACGAGAGGAGCUGGCUCUGUACCAGAAGAAGUGUUUCACAGAGCAGAAGGUGUUCAGCUUUGCAACACACAAGCUUACCAGUGCACACCAGCUUACUUUGCAGACUCAUACUUCCUAAACAAGUUCUCCUCAGAAGUCAUCUCGUUGAGAGCUGAAGUUCCACCAACGGCGAAUGUUGUCUGCGAGAGGCACGCCAUAUCUGUUGUGCCUGUGACACGCGUCACGAUGGAAGAUCGUGGGAAAGCCUUCAACUUUUACAUUAUCGGUUUUGGUAAAGAGAUUUACAUGAAAGAUUAUUACCCAGCUAGGUUCUGCUGGGGGUUGUGUCCUUGUCUUGAGUGGUUAAAAGUUUGAAAACACACAGAGUUGGUCUUUUGAACUUCUCUACUUUGAAUGUAAGAAACACGGAAUAAGGAAAGAGAUUGCAUGUACACAAAACAUAGCAUCAUUAGCAUGCAAUGCAAUGUGUGGUUUAUACAUAUAUAUGAUAGUUUGAAAAUGUGUA
Molecule: messenger RNA, 1582 nt
Organism: Brassica rapa (field mustard)
Lineage: Eukaryota; Viridiplantae; Streptophyta; Magnoliopsida; Brassicales; Brassicaceae
Product: protein SSUH2 homolog
Source: RefSeq, a predicted model, not a curated record